Messenger RNA from Pseudomyrmex gracilis, 4104 nucleotides. Its product is annotated as neural Wiskott-Aldrich syndrome protein-like. Gene Ontology annotation, molecular function: actin binding; small GTPase binding. The coding region runs from base 379 to 1977 and encodes 532 amino acids. Gene Ontology annotation, biological process: actin filament organization; regulation of Rho protein signal transduction. The transcript is spliced from 7 exons. Lineage: Eukaryota; Metazoa; Arthropoda; Insecta; Hymenoptera; Formicidae. The record is from RefSeq and is a predicted model, not a curated record.
AGGUAAGAUUUUGGAACGUACCCCAUUUAGGAAAAACUCUGAAAUACCGAAAUACCAGUAAAAUUGCACGCUACUGAGGCAGAUGCUACGUCCGCGCUGCCGCGCACGCGUGUGACGAUUGCGAGGAUCCAUCCGAAAGCAGCAGCAUCGCAAGUCCCUUUCGCGAAGGAUAUACGUUCGGAAGUGCCUUUUUUCCUUGUUUUCGUUUACAUUGAGUCCUUGUCGCGGUGCACAUGGUCACACGGGGAUAUGAAUUAACGCGCGUCGCUGUCUCAACAAUAACAAAAACGUGUCAGAUGCGAGGAGCGGAACGGCCAUAGGCUGUGGGGCGAUAUCUCGUCGGGUGACCAAUUCUAACCUUGUUUUUUUGACGGUAACAUGAAGUCGGGUAAUACGGACAAGCAUAGGGGCGCGAUACUCCUAAAACAGGAGGAAAAUGAACAAGUGUUCCAGCUGAUAGGAAAUCGAUGCCAGUGUUUGGCAGCUGGCAUUAUACAAUUAUAUUUGACUGAACCUCCUUUACAUCGAGAUUGGAUUAAGAAGAGUACAGGUAUUAUUACUCUAAUAAGAGACAAUCCAAGACGUAGUUUCUUUUUGCGAUUGUAUUGUUUGCAAAAGAAAGCGAUGUUGUGGGAACAUGAAGUUUAUAAUUCAAUGGAUUAUAAAGCUCCGAUGUCAUAUUUUCAUACAUUUGAAGCAGAGGAUUGCAUGGCAGCAUUUAAUUUUGCAAGCGAGACUGAAGCCAUCACGCUAAGAAACAUACUUCUUGGUAAAUUACACGCAAAACGUCAGAGAAAGCAGGAAAGAAAAGCAAAAGAGGGACAACUUAGUGGUCCGUUUUCUUGGAAAAAUCAAAGUGCUGCGUCACCUCGCAAUAUUACAUCGAGCUCAUCGGCCAAUUUAUCGAAUGGCGCGCCCACCACAGUUGGGGUUAAUAGAAGUGCUUCGAGCAGUUCGAUGUAUAAAACUAAAAAGAAAAAGAACGAACAAGAUCUUAAGCGCAAAUUGACUAAAGAUGAUAUUGGUCUUCCUUCUAAUUUCAGGCAUGUAGCGCACUUAGGAUGGGAUGUAAAUAAUAAAGGCCUGGAAUUAGAUUCUGUAGACUCUCAGUUACAACAGUUUUUUAAUAAUGCUGGUGUAUCGGAGUACGAAUUGCAAGAUAAGGGCACUCGAAAAUUUAUUUAUGACUUUAUAGAAAGAAACGGCGGUAUGAGCGCGGUGCAAGAAGACAUUCAACCAAUACCUAAUACGAGAACUAACAAUGAGCUUCCAUUGCCACAAAAACAGGAUUAUCCUCCACCUAUUCCCGCACGAACAAUACCUCAUCAAACACGCAGUGCUCCACCUUUGCCUCCAAAUCGUCAUAGCGUGUCUUCUGUAUCACUAAACAUGCCACCUAGCGUGCCUGCGAGUGCAUCUCCGAGUGCUUCCUCCACUAUGCCACACACAAUGUCAGCACACAAGACCUUACCGUCGAGACCUCCUCCACCUAUUGUAACUAUAGCGCCGACUUUACCUCCACCUCCGCCACCGCCUCCACCAGCUCCUCCCUCGAGAACCAGUUCGAGUAUUCCCGCGCCACCGCCACCGCCACCUUUACCGGAUAUAAGUAGUGUCAACAAUACGCCAAUUAAUACGAAUGCUACUAAUAACAAUAACGAGGAAACGAUAUCUGAUCUCAGGCCAAUGCUCAUGGAAUCUAUCAGAAGCGGCACAACUUUAAGGAAAGUUAAUAAGACGGAAACGAAACCACCGACGGUUGAAAAUUCAAGAGGAGAGUUGCUACGACAGAUACGCGAGGGUAUCGAAUUGAAACCCGUUCCGAACGAAGUGAAAUCAAAUACGACACCCGCACCACGUGGUGGUUUAGCUGACGCAUUAUCCAGAGCUCUGGCUGAACGAUCUCGUGCAAUCCACAGUGAAAGCGAAGACGAAUCAACUAGUGAUACUAGCGAGGACGACGAAUGGGACGAUUAAAUCCUGAUUAGAUUGGGAACUUCGAAUUAUGAUUAAAAAAAAGCAACAAUAACAUACAUGUGUACCCGCUGUGAUAAAUAUACUAUUGAAUAAAAAAAAACGAUUAACGAAGCUAUAAACGUGCAAUGUAAAUAAUCUUGAAUUUUAUUAUCCAAAGAAGAGUGUAAAUCAGGAUAAAAAAGUAUUUAAAAGGAACUACUUAGAUGUAUAAUUGAGAAUAAGAGCGCACUAUGUAUAUGAAGAUAGGGCAGGUAAGGGUAAGCAAAAAUUUAUUUCAAUAUUUUUAAAGAGAAUAGAAAGAGAGAGAAAGAGAGAAAAAGAGAGACAUCAAGUGUGAGCGAGCAAUUAAACGAAGUUGCACUGCAAAAGUAUUUAUAUAUUGUGUCUCUGAUAAGUAGAAAAAUUUGAACAAUUCGAACAUUUUGUAUGUGUGUAGCAAUAUCUUCGAUCUAGAAAUUAUUCUUGAUUUUGAAAGUGAUUUUACAAAGUUGAGAUAUAUAACAUUCAGCUGGUAGUAGUAGUACACAGCGUCUCCUUUUGAGACUCAACUAUUACUCAUACUUCCUUACAGCUUCGUACCUAACUUUUUGUUUAAAAACUUUCGCCAAAAUAUCGUAUCUUUUCCAAGAUAUUUAACUCUAUUGAACUAAAAUAUUCGACAUAAAGAUUGCAUUCGAGCGUCAUACUGUGUAAAAUUUUACGUGUAUAUAUUAUUAUAUAAAUAUAUGAAGGAAUAUAUAUAGUGAGAUAUAUAUGUUAGAAACAAAGAAUAUAUUUUUCUAAACUUAGUUUCUAUGUAGAAGAAUGCAAAUAAACAAAAGUACUAGAGGGAAGUAGUGCUCUCCAACUUGCCCUGUCUAUACAUACAAUCUACGAAAUUUAAACGAAGAAAUAUACGAUAUAUUAUUACAAACAUUUCGAAAAUGUUUUUUCAAUUAUUUAAAGUCUGUUUGCGAAUACAUUAGUUAUAUACUAUCGUACACAUAUUUAUAUGAAAGAUUACACAUGCGUAUGCUUUUUACUGAAUAUAAUUUAAAUUAAGAAAAUAGAUAGUGAAUCAUAUUUACGUUCUAUUAUAUGUACUGUCCUGAUCUUAAUAAUCGCAAAUAAUAAUAUCCAUUAGAACUAAAUUCGUCUUAGAUAGUGCAUCCACACGUCACGGAUACAUAAAAAUAUUCUUAGUUUAUUUUUGUAUUUUCUAAAUUCUACAGAUUCUGACACAAAAAAAAACAAUCGAUGUUUGACUAAUCAAAAUCAGUUGACAAAUGACACAUAAUGUAUGUCAUUUGAUAUGCUAUCUAUCUGGUAUAAAUGACAACACGUAUAUCACUAUACUCAUCGCGUUUAUCAUUUUAAUUUUUUUUUUUUUUUUUUUUUUUUUAACUCUAUACACAAAGUAUAUAAAAAAAACUAUGUAUAUAUUUUUUAACAUACCAACAAAGAGAUUAGUAUUUGUUUGAUGAAUGCGCACAUUUUUUUGAAAAAACAAAUUAAUUAUAGUUUGUUCAGCGAAUAUCAUACCGUUUCUCUCUCGAUGAUUACGUUAUUAGCAGUUACUGUUCCAAAUUUUCAAGAACAAUAUUCAAGAACAUCGAUCAAAUAUACAGUUCGUUAAGUGUGAUUAACAACUAGUUUUUAUUUUUGUUUAUCCUAUUUUAUCGCGCGUGAAAUAGGCUAACGUGUAUUAAAUUUAUAUGAUUUUAUCAUAUAACUCAAUGAUUUUAUAGAGUAUUUUUAACGUUUGUGCUUUAUUUACUAUAUACGGCACAGAUAUCGAUAUGGAAGUUUAACACAAAGAGAAAAGUCAUCGGAGGGAACAUUGCGCAAGGCACAAGAUACACUUUUGCCGUUACGGAGAAAUCCUAGUCACAAGAUUUAAAAAACAAGAAGUAUAUUAAAAUAUUAUUAUAUAUAUUUUAUAUUUUAUAUGAUAUGUCGUUAUAUAUCUCCCGCAAAAAAAAUUACUUCUGUUGUUUUUUCUUCUAUAUAUUUACAUUGUUUUGAUAUAUCUCUACAUAUCUCUAUUACACACUCUUUGUAAAGCGGCAGUCCUAAUAUACAUAUACAUAUAUAUAUCACUAAUGUUGCAUUUAACACAAUAGAAAAAAAUUCAAAUCAAAUAAAAAA